UCCAGAUGAACAUCGCACAGCAACGCACGGAGAUCACAUUGCAGAAGCUAGCUGCUAGAGCUACUAUAUAGCCUUUGCAUCCUCUCGCUCGCUGCUAAACACACGUUUAAUUUGUUCCAGUUUGCAUGCUCAAACUAACAGAGCGAACACAUCAAUACAUCAUCACUUUACACAAGAUCAGAUCAGGAGAGCUGAUCGAGCUCUAGCUCUGCUGCAUGCCCCUUGGACAGCGUUCGAAGAUGGGCGGUGUAGCUAAGAUGCCGGCAGCAGGCCGGCUCAGCUGGUUAUUACUGCUAGGCGUGGUGUUAGCUUUUGGAGUUGCAGCUAGCCCGGCGCAGGCUGCCAGGAAUACUCACUACGACUUCGUUAUCAAGGAGACUAAGGUCACCCGGCUCUGCCAGGAGAAGACCAUCCUGGCCGUGAACGGGCAGUUCCCCGGGCCGACCAUCUACGCGCGCAAGGACGACGUGGUCAUCGUCAACGUGUACAACCAGGGCAACAAGAACAUCACCCUCCACUGGCACGGCGUGGACCAGCCCCGGAACCCGUGGUCCGACGGGCCGGAGUACAUCACGCAGUGCCCCAUCCAGCCGGGUGCCAACUUCACCUACAAGAUCAUCUUCACCGAGGAGGAGGGCACGCUGUGGUGGCAUGCGCACAGCGACUUCGACCGCGCCACUGUGCACGGCGCCAUCGUCAUCCACCCCAAGCGUGGCUCCGUCUACCCCUACACAAAACCGCACAAAGAGAUACCCAUCAUCCUCGGUGAGUGGUGGAAUGCAGACGUGGAGCAAGUUCUCCUGGAGUCCCAGCGGACCGGCGGCGACGUCCAGCUUUCGGACGCCAACACCAUCAACGGCCAGCCCGGUGACUUCGCCCCGUGCUCCAAGAAUGACACCUUCAGGAUGUUCGUGGAGCACGACAAGACGUACCUGCUACGGGUCAUCAACGCGGGGCUAACCAACGAGAUGUUCUUCGCCAUCGCUGGGCACCGCCUCACGGUGGUCGGCACUGACGGCCGCUACCUCAAGCCGUUCACCGUCGACUACAUCAUGAUCUCCCCCGGACAGACCAUGAACAUGCUCCUCGAGGCCAACCGCCCCACCAACGGCUCAGCCAACAGCUGCUACUACAUGGCCGCGAGACCAUUCUUCACCAACAUCGGACUCCCAGUCAAUGAUAAAAACACCACGGCCAUUCUGGAGUACACGGACGUGUCGCCCUCUGUGGGGCCACCGGACUCCCCCUACCUGCCGGUCAUCAAUGACACCGCCGCAGCGACAGCGUACACAGUGCAGCUCCGGUCCCUAGUCACCAAGGAGCACCCGAUCGACGUGCCAAUGGAGGUCGACGAGCACAUGCUCGUGACAAUCUCCAUCAACACGCUCCCCUGUGGUGCCAAUGAGACAUGUGAAGGCCCCGGAAAUGGCCGCCUUGCGGCGAGUCUGAACAACGUCAGCUUCAUGCCGCCGACUAUCGACAUCCUCGAUGCCUACUAUUACUCCAUUAGCGGUGUGUAUGAGCCGGACUUCCCCAACAAGCCGCCUUUCUUCUUCAACUUCACCGCUUCAGACCCACCAGUGGAGUUCCAGCUCACGAAGCGGGGCACCAAGGUGAAGGUGGUGGAGUACGGCACCGUGGUGGAGGUGGUGUUCCAAGACACGGCCAUCCUUGGUGCCGAGAGCCACCCCAUGCAUCUGCAUGGCUUCAGCUUUUACGUGGUGGGCCGAGGCUUCGGUAACUUUGACAAGGACAAGGACCCAACAACGUACAACUUGGUCGACCCGCCGUACCAGAACACCGUCUCCGUGCCCACGGGCGGCUGGGCUGCAAUACGCUUCCGUGCGUCAAAUCCUGGUGUGUGGUAUAUGCAUUGCCACUUCGAUCGUCACACGGCGUGGGGCAUGGACACUGUAUUCAUCGUGAAAAAUGGCAAGACCCCAGGCGCUCAAAUGAUGCCACGUCCUCCUAACAUGCCUAUGUGCUAAGGAAACAAAGGCAUGAGCCAUGGAUGACUGCGUUGCAUGCAAAACAGUCGAGCAAAAAUAAUUAAUCUCAGUUGAUUGGUUGAUUUAAUUAUUUGCCGUACAUAUUUUAAGUAGACUGUUUCUUCUGAUCAGUUGAGAUGAAGAGAGAAAAUUAUAUUUAUUGUAUUCAUUAUUUGUGUUGGUUUACUCCUGGUGCAAUCUUUAAAAAGUGUAAUUAAACAAUGUAAGUUACGGGGAGCUAUAUAUAUAUUUUUAUCCCGUGAAGAUUCAAUAUAAA
This is a messenger RNA of Sorghum bicolor (sorghum), 2265 nucleotides long. RefSeq names its product putative laccase-9. Gene Ontology annotation, cellular component: apoplast. Gene Ontology annotation, biological process: lignin catabolic process. The transcript is spliced from 3 exons. Bases 216 to 1988 code for a protein of 590 amino acids. Gene Ontology annotation, molecular function: copper ion binding; hydroquinone:oxygen oxidoreductase activity. NCBI's taxonomy places the organism in Eukaryota, Viridiplantae, Streptophyta, Magnoliopsida, Poales, Poaceae. The record is from RefSeq and is a predicted model, not a curated record.